UAAUAGCAUUGGUUCAAUACCACCACACUAAACAAGCUGAGAAAGAGAGCAAAUCAAAACCUAAAAUGGGUGCUUUUGUGAAGAUAAUCGACGCCAUACUCUUCGUAAUGUUCGCCAUAGCGGCGGCGAACGCGGUGCUAAUAGACGUGCAGUUGUGUCUACCUCAGAACCUCUUCACAAGCUCGCUGGUGGAGCUCAAGAACUGGUAUGUCAGGGAGUUCGACGAUUAUCUUGGUGAAGAGAAGCCUCAUUUCUUUGUUGGUCUCGUUUGGGUUGAGCUCAUACUGCAGUGGCCCCUUCUCGUUGCCAACUUGUAUGGGAUUUUGGCAGCUAAGCCUUGGUACAGAACCACUUGCUUGCUCUAUGGCGCUUCUUUCUUCACCACCAUGGGCGCUAUUUUACCAGAGCUGUUAUGGUCCGGCAAGGCAUCUAAUACAAUGUUGAUGUUGUACUACCCUGCUGUGGGCUUUGCCAUCCUGGCCAUACUGCGCGGGUUGCUCCCUCCAUCUACCGCCAAUACUUCAACCAGUGGCAAAAGAACAACAAAAAGCACCGGCCAACCAAAGUAUCGGAAAGAAACUUAGAACUCAGAUUCUUUAUCAAAAUUUACGUCUUUUAGUUGUUCUCUUCUGUUACCUCUAUGUACCUUAAAUUCUAAUGUCUUGAUGAGAAAGAAUUGUUAUGAACUAAUGGCAUGUCAAUCAUGCUGUUGGUGUUUAUUUGGGAUUUUUUUGGUGGCCGUAAGUUAAAAUGCAUACCCCUCAGGGAAGAAGACACAAACGAAGUCACGAAAAGGAUGCAAAUGAGGGCUUCUUAGGAAAUAAUCCCCCAUCCUAGUGUUGAAUCAACUACCUUGAGCUUGAAGAUUAUCAAUGGUGUUUUAGAGAGAGAAAGAUUGUAAACACAUAAUGUAGAGAGAGAGAGAUCGAAGAGAAUGAGAGAGAAUUGCACUGUUUGUUAUUGCUUUCACUAACUGUCUGAAUGAAUACAAAAGGUUCCUAUUUAUACACUUCA
This is a messenger RNA of Malus domestica (apple), 1014 nucleotides long. RefSeq lists its product as uncharacterized. Lineage: Eukaryota; Viridiplantae; Streptophyta; Magnoliopsida; Rosales; Rosaceae. Gene Ontology annotation, cellular component: endoplasmic reticulum. The record is from RefSeq and is a predicted model, not a curated record.